AUGAAAAGACUUCGCAGACGCCUUCUUCGCCAACCGCCUUUGUUAUCAUUUACUGCAUCAUCAGGAUUCGUCGAUAUGGACUUUGAUAGAGCAGUUUACUUCCUCUUCGCCACGGCGAUAAUUGCUCUCUUCUCGGCAGCACAGGCUGGGAGCAGUGUUUGCAGUGGCACCCAAGGUGGAAAUGAGUACAUGUGUGUAGAUUGGUCCUUCGGCUCUGAACUGAUGGCCUUCAAACAGUAUCAAUACAAGCAACAGACGGGUCAGGAUGUGUUAUUUGGUGUUGGAUCGUACGGUGCUCAGAACAAUUUCAACAUUGGAAAAUGCUACAAGUUCAACCUCAAUCCAUCUACAAAGCCAAUCAUCGCACAGGUAACCAACUGGGGGGCUGACAUUAGUAGCAACCAGUUCGAUAUGCAAAUGGGUGGGGGAGGGUUCGGGGUCUGGAAUGCAUGCUCAGGACCGACCGAUAAAACGGCCAGCGAUAAUCGCCCAUGCAACACGAAUGACUAUCUGGAUAUUGCAGUUAGACCGCAGUUCGUUAGCGGCAAGUCUGAGUGGGGCCGGAGAUGCAGAGGCCAUAUCUACCGAACAGGAUCUUCCACGAAUGAGCCCAAUCUGCGCACUCUUUGCAAACGUUCGUUUGACUGGGGUGCGAGAAUUAACAACGGGAACAAGCAGAUCACAGGAGGUCAACGCGUUCCUUGCCCUCAGCAGCUUGUUGAGAUUACCAACCUGAAGCGCAGAGAUGAUAGUAGAUAUGAACAGAUGCCUCGUGGAACGCUCACCAGUACCAUGGAUUGCUGCUCGCCUGCAUCAGCAUACCCGUGCGUUACUAUGGGCAACAAACUCUUACCGAAUCGCAACAGGAUCCGUCCUUGUACAAGGGAUGGCUACACUCGCGUGUAG
This is a messenger RNA of Chondrus crispus (carragheen), 906 nucleotides long. Its product is annotated as Putative endoglucanase type K, GH45. The transcript is spliced from 4 exons. Gene Ontology annotation, biological process: carbohydrate metabolic process. The record is from RefSeq and is a predicted model, not a curated record. Gene Ontology annotation, molecular function: cellulase activity. Lineage: Eukaryota; Rhodophyta; Florideophyceae; Gigartinales; Gigartinaceae. The coding region runs from base 1 to 906 and encodes 301 amino acids.